This is a messenger RNA of Arachis duranensis, 1162 nucleotides long. Its product is annotated as DNA-directed RNA polymerases IV and V subunit 4. Gene Ontology annotation, biological process: DNA-templated transcription initiation. The transcript is spliced from 12 exons. Gene Ontology annotation, molecular function: nucleotide binding. The record is from RefSeq and is a predicted model, not a curated record. NCBI's taxonomy places the organism in Eukaryota, Viridiplantae, Streptophyta, Magnoliopsida, Fabales, Fabaceae. Bases 339 to 959 code for a protein of 206 amino acids. Gene Ontology annotation, cellular component: RNA polymerase complex.
UUUCACUCACGCUUACGCUCACGCUGAGAUCUUCCUUGUUCUUCCUUGAAAACCCUAGCCUCCAUUGCGCCGCCGUUGGCCUCACCGUCGCCGCCUGGUUCGUCGUGCUCGAAGGCCCUACCGUUCGCCCAACGCCAGCGUCUCCAGGUCUUGCUCCAACGUCGUCCGUCCGUCGUGUUCGUCUCCAGCUCGCCAGCGUUCGUCGCCAGCUCCCCGUCGUCCGUCUCCCGUCGCUCUCCCUCAAAUCUGUGGUCACUGCCCUCGCCGAAGGAAAUAGUUGGAGGUAUAUAAGAAUUAAGAAGAAAGACUAUCCCAACGGUUAAGCUGAACGUUCAGUUAUGUCGGAGAAAGGAGGAAAGGGUUCAUCGCUGUUAAGCAAGGGAUCCCUAAAAGGGAAAGAUGACAGUGCAACAAAAUCAUCAAAAGGAAGGAGGGUUCAGUUUUCUAAAGAAGGCCCAUUUGAAUCCGGAAUAACUAGUACUGGUUCACCAGCAUCUGGCGGAAAAGGUGAAUUUAACAAAGGAGGAAAGGGAGACAAGGUUGCAAAUGGAAAGGCUAAUGCUUCAAAAAGCCCAUCAGACCCUGGAAUUGAUCAAAAACUUCCAGAAAAUAUCAAAUGCAUAAUGGACUGUGAGGCUGCUGAUAUCUUGCAUGGCAUUCAAGAGCAGAUGGUCAUGUUAUCUAGAGAUUCAACCAUCAAAAUCCCUAUAUCAUUUGACAAGGGGCUGCAUUAUGCCAGUAGCAAUAGCAAGUACUCAGAUUCUGAGUCGGUUAGACGUGUACUUCAGCCACUUAAGGGUCAGGGCUUCUCUGAUAAUGAGAUAUGCAUGAUUGCUAAUAUGUGCCCAGAAACUGUUGAUGAAGUUUUUGCGCUUGUCCCAUCGGUAAAGGAUAAGGGAAGCACUACCCAAGUUCUUCAAGAUUCAUUGCAUCAGCUUUCUAAGCUUAAACAGUUUUAAGGCCAUAAUGAAAAAGGCUAGCUGGUUUGCCAUUAAAGAGAACCGAGAAGUAAUCCUUCUUGCAAAUGAAGCAUUGUACCUAUUACUUUUUGAGUUUACUAACUGGGACAAUGUAAUUAGAAACUUAAUCCAUGUUUGAAUGCCCUAGACCCUGGAUCUUGUCUUGUAUAUGGUAAGAUUGGUAACAAAGGAACUCUUGGUUA